Messenger RNA from Styela clava, 704 nucleotides. The record is from RefSeq and is a predicted model, not a curated record. Lineage: Eukaryota; Metazoa; Chordata; Ascidiacea; Stolidobranchia; Styelidae.
CGAGAUUUUUUACUUUGCACCUAUGAGUUAGCGGUGGCAUUUAUUUUAAAGUAUCGAAGGUAUACUAGCACUACUACUAUCAACACACUUUCAGACUUUUAAAAUCAAUGCAACGUUCAGUCAGACCAAAAUCCGCUAAAGGGAAAGCACGCCCUACACCUCCGUCGCGUCCAAGACAACAUCAGACUCAGGAACCAACAUCGUCUUCCACAAGCGAACAAAACCACUCCUAUGGUCGCAGAGGCUAUUCACUGAGACGAAGUGGGCCCCCCAACAGCAGUUACAGGAAUGCAUCCUCAAGACCAAGCAAGUCAUCACAGAAACCUGAAGAAGAUACAAACUCUGAAGGCCCGGAUCCAUCUCAGUUUCCUGAAGUCUCAAGGCCUGUAUCAUCGCUAUCAAAAUACAGUAUUCUCCCAAUGAUUCCAAAGACGCCAGACCAUAGUGAUUUCAGAGUUACAAGCCCAACAGAGAGUGUUGUAGAAUUGGAUUUAUUGUCUUCCUUUGCCCAGCAGAUGAUUCUUGACAGCGCUACUGCGAACUUGAAUAAAAGUGAUUCGAGCGUGUCAGAUUUCAAACAAGAAACAAAUAGCAGUCACUCUGCAUCCAAAAUGAAACGCACAGCAGCUAGCAAUGGCACAGGAAAACAGAACAAUAUUAAUAACCAAGACAGCCCCCAACACAAGAAGUUUAGAAGUCCUUGA